AUGAGGUCUAUACCAAAAUGGGUUGACAAAGUUCAAGAUAGUGAAAAACAAGGACAAAGCAUUUAUGAUCUCUGUUUCAACCCUGAGGGUACCCAACUGAUAGUAGCAGGUGGAAACCACGUUUUAGUUUACAACACCAAUGAUGGUAGUCUCAUACAACUCCUGAAAGGCCACAAAGACAAAGUACACUCAGUAUGUUAUGCGAAAAAUGGAGAAAAGUUUGCCAGCGGGAGUGCAGACAAAAACGUGAUAAUUUGGUCCAAUAAGCUAGAGGGUUUGCUCAAAUACAGCCAUGGUGAUUCAGUUCAGUGCCUUGCAUUCAAUCCCCUGUCUCAUCAACUAGCUUCCUGUGCCUUAUCAGACUUUGCUUUCUGGAGUACAGAGCAAAAAGCAGUUCAGAAGCAUAAGAUAAAUGUGAGAAUAAACUCUUGUUCUUGGACCAAUGAUGGCCAAUAUUUAGCUCUAGGUUUAAACAAUGGAGUCAUAUCAAUUAGGAAUAAGUUAGGGGAAGAAAAAGGCAAAAUAGAAAGACCCAAUGGUCCUUCCAUAUGGGCACUAAACUGGAAUACAAAUAAAGAAGACCAAACUGACACACUUUGUGUAACAGACUGGGGCAAAACUCUGUCAUUUUAUACCUUGGGUGGUAAAAUGAUUGGGAAAGAAAGAAACAUAGGUUAUGAGGCUCUCAGAGUUAGAUACUUUCCCCAUGGGGAUUUCAUACUGACUGGAGGAUUGAAUAUGGCUUGUACUAUGUAUACGAAGGAUGGCAUCAAAUUAGGUGUCAUUGGGGAUAUUCAAAACUCCUGGGUGUGGUGUUGUGAAGCUCAUCCAAAUGGAAAUUUUGUAGUUCAACUUCCUGAAAGAGUUGUUAUCUAUGAACUCUAUUCCAAAGAUGCCAAUGACAUGCAUUAUAGGGCUAAAGAAAAAAUAACACAAACACUGGACUGCAACCUAUUAGUUGUAUGUUCAGAACAUAUCGUCAUUUGUCAGGAGAAAACCUUGCAGAGCAUGUUUUUUGCUGGGGAAAAGGAAAAAGAGUGGAACUUUGACAGCCCCAUUAGGUGUCUGGAUUUGAGUCAAAGAAAAGAAAAGUUAGCAGUAGUGGACGACACAGGCCUCUGUCAAAUAUUCAAUGCCAGAACGGAAGAAUUGUUCUUUCAAGAGAUGAACGCCAACAGUGUGGCUUUCAACAAUCUCUACGAAGACAUGCUCGCUUUCAGCGGCAACAGCAAUUUGUCGAUAAAAGUUAUGGAUUUUCCUGCGCAUGUGCAGAAAUUGAACGGAUUCGUGGUGGGCCUGACGGGAUCUAAGGUAAUACAAAAAACGAAUACCAUGAUAUCCUGA
Messenger RNA from Phaedon cochleariae (mustard beetle), 1344 nucleotides. NCBI's taxonomy places the organism in Eukaryota, Metazoa, Arthropoda, Insecta, Coleoptera, Chrysomelidae. The record is from the annotation of a GenBank genome assembly.